Messenger RNA from Pseudopipra pipra, 3187 nucleotides. RefSeq names its product protein kinase C and casein kinase substrate in neurons 1 (gene PACSIN1). Gene Ontology annotation, molecular function: protein binding; phospholipid binding. Gene Ontology annotation, cellular component: endosome; plasma membrane; cytoplasm. The transcript has 10 exons. The coding region runs from base 271 to 1608 and encodes 445 amino acids. Lineage: Eukaryota; Metazoa; Chordata; Aves; Passeriformes; Pipridae. The record is from RefSeq and is a predicted model, not a curated record. Gene Ontology annotation, biological process: cytoskeleton organization; actin filament organization; positive regulation of dendrite development.
GAGGGGCAGGGACCCGCCGCCCCCGGUGAUCGCCGUCUGCCGGCGGUGCCGCUGUCACCUCGCGGGGCCGGGGAUUGGCCGGCUAAAAAUGCCGCCCUAAUCUCCGAGCUGAUCUUUACCCCCUCCCUCCGCCCCAUCUGCCGCGACCUGCCCGCGAUGCGCAGCGCCGGCCCCGGGACGGGCUCCGCCGCGGCCCCGAGUGCAUGAGGCUGGUGUUUGCCCAGGAGCCACCCAGUGCCCGCUCUGACACCCAAGACAACACCAGGAGCCAUGUCGGGUUCCUACGACGAGUCGGCAGCGGCUGCGGAGGAAACAACCGACAGCUUUUGGGAGGUGGGGAACUACAAGCGCACGGUGAAGCGGAUCGACGAUGGACACCGGCUCUGCAACGACCUCAUGAACUGUGUGCACGAGCGGGCCAAGAUCGAGAAGUCCUACGCCCAGCAGCUCACUGACUGGUCCAAGAGGUGGAGGCAGCUCAUCGAGAAAGGUCCCCAGUAUGGCAGCCUGGAGAAGGCGUGGGCAGCCAUCAUGACGGAGGCAGACAAGGUGAGUGAGCUGCACCAGGAGGUGAAGAACAGCCUGCUGAACGACGACUUCGAGAAGGUCAAGAACUGGCAGAAGGAUGCCUACCACAAGCAGAUCAUGGGGGGCUUCAAGGAAGCCAAGGAGGCUGAGGAUGGCUUCCGGAAAGCCCAGAAGCCCUGGGCCAAGAAGCUCAAGGAGCUGGAGACAGCCAAGAAAGCCUAUCACCUGGCAUGCAAGGAGGAGAAGCUGGCAAUGACCCGGGAAGCCAACAGCAAGGCGGAUCAGUCCAACACCCCAGAGCAGCAGAAGAAGCUCCAGGACAAAGUGGAAAAGUGCAAGCAAGACGUACAAAAGACCCAGGAGAAGUACGAGAAGGUGCUGGAUGAGCUGAACAAGUGCACCCCGCAGUACAUCGAGAGCAUGGAGCAGGUCUUCGAGCAGUGCCAGCAGUUUGAGGAGAAGAGACUCAACUUCCUCAAGGAAAUGCUCCUGGACAUCAAGAGGCACCUGAACCUGGCCGAGAGCAGCAGCUACGCCAACGUGUACCGGGAGCUGGAGCAGACCAUCCGCCUCUCGGACGCGCAGGAGGAUCUGCGGUGGUUCCGCAGCACCAGCGGCCCCGGGAUGCCCAUGAACUGGCCCCAGUUUGAGGAGUGGAACCCAGACCUGACACACACGAUAACGCGGAAGGAGAAGCAGAAGAAGGGCGAGGGGGUGACCCUGACCAACGCCAGCAGCGCCAGCGAGUCGGGGGCUCUGGCGGGCGAGCGUGGGAGCGUGAGCAGCCACGACCGCGGGCAGACCUACAGCGCCGAGUGGUCCGAUGACGAGGGCAGCAACUCCUUCAACACCAGCGAGGCCAACGGCGGCACCAACCCCUUCGACGAGGAGGCGGCGGGGAAGGGCGUGCGGGUGCGGGCUCUGUACGACUACGACGGGCAGGAGCAGGACGAGCUCAGCUUCAAAGCAGGUGAUGAACUAACCAAACUCGGUGAGGAAGACGAGCAGGGAUGGUGCAAAGGGCGCUUGGACAACGGGCAGUUAGGGCUCUACCCCGCCAACUACGUGGAGGCAAUCUAAGUCUUGUGGUGUGCUCCUCGUCACCAUCAGCAGAUAAAUCCACCCUCCGUUGUCUCCAUCUCUCCACCAGCCAACCAGCCAUUCUGCCGUCUGGUCCUCCACUCCUCAUACUUAGAGAUUCAGACAUAUUUUCCGACCAAGCUUUUAUUUUUUUAAGAGUUGUCUCCGAAGAGUAUUUUGCAUAGUCGCUUUCUUCUAAGAUAACGUGAAGCGAAAGAUGACGUUGUCCGUCCGUCUACGUUAGUUGAUUUUUUUUCCGAGUGAAAAGCCGAUACCUCAAGAUCUUAAAGCCCAACCAGUGAGAGCUCCUGAUUGGUUGGUUUUUAAAGAUACUGAAAUCAUGAGCCGCCUUCUGAUUGGCUGGAACUGUUCUGAAAUGCACGGCGCCGAAGCUCCUGGGACCAACCAAAUUCAUCCCAGAAAACUGAGAGGGAUUGGAGUCUGACUCCGGUUGUUUUUUUUGGUGUUUCCAUGUUCUCCCCAGUUCAUCCUCCCACCCCGAGGAAGGGGAUGACUGGCCCCCUUCAGCCCCACGGCCAUCCUUGAGAUGCCCAGGUGAGGUGGGACCAGCCCCACCGUGGAGCUUGAUGGCAUCUCCUCAGCUUCCUCCUCUUCCCGAGCUGACGCCUGGCCUGUGCUGCAGGGAGCAGCACCACCCUUCAGGAGGGCAGGUAUCCAGCACACACCAGAUACGGGUGAGAUGGCCCCAAAAUCCAGCACUGUCCAGAGAAGGACUCACCACAGCCCAGUGCUGCUGGAAGCACCUUCACACCCAGCCUGGGAUAGUGAGGACUGGCUUGGACGUGGCUGGGGAUGGUCUCCGUCCACCCCCUUCCUGAAGAGAGGCAGGAGCAGAUGAGGGAGGGGGGAUGAGCAUCAUCCAGCUUUGGAGGACACCAGCAGCAGCUGCAGCCAGUGGAGGAGGAAGAAGAAGAGAAGGAGGAGGAAGAAGAAGAGGAGGGGUAGGAGGAGGAGGGCUUGGCACAGGCAGCAGACCCAGCCCGGGCAGAGCAGCUGCCUGGUGAAGACGGCCGAGAACAAGGCAUGCCAAGGCAGGGGAACGGCCACAGGCUUUGCCCUUUGCUUGUCCCCGAGGGGCUCUGCCCCCCUCCCCUGGGCUCUGCCACCCUGCAGUCCCCACGGGUGCUGCCCCCAGCACGGCCACCCCACCCCUCUGCCUCGGGUGCAUUUGUCACCCCGAGCUCUUCCCUACAGAUCACCUCUCAUUUUUUUCCAUACCAUCACCCUUAGCAGCAUCGACGCCAUCAGCUUCCUGCACGCUCCUCCCGCUCCUGUCCCGCCCCCUCCUUUGGUUCGUGAAUUUUUUGGCCCCAGGGAUCCAGUGUUCUCAUGGAAGCACCGUGUGCUGGGCAUGGUGGGCGGGAGCCGCCCGGCCCCUGCCAGGUACCAGGAAAAAACCACAAAGUCAGAAAAGACCCAACCAACCACCUGUCUCAGCAAUGCACCCCGGUUUUUGUACAUCGAUUGUGUAAUUUAAGAAGUAUAUAUAUAAUAUAUAUAUAUAUAUCGUGAUUGUAUUUCAGUGGAUACAACAACAAAAAGCAGCAAGAGAAAAUAA